GGUAGCUCCUGUAGUCCUCUUGUUGUUGGCAAGGAUGUUAUUAUAAAGGAGAGCUGCAAGCAAGGACCGAGCCCUUCUGGGACUGUGUGUGACCUGUCCUGUCCACCAGGCUUCAAACUUGUUGGUCCGCCAUUCAAACAAUGUGGAAAUGCUGGGGUCUGGACGCCUUCCAGUGGACCAAUCAGUUGUCAAGAUAUUGAUGAGUGCAAAAACAAUAAAGGAGGCUGCAGUCAUGAAUGUGUGAAUGUCGAUGGUGGCUUUAACUGCACUUGUCCUGAGCCUCUGAAGCUGUCUGAUGAUAAUCGUAAUUGUAGAGCUCCUGGCCUACUCCUGAACUGCAGCACGCACGCUAUUGAAGUAACUGUCCCUAAAACAGCUCUGCGUGACUUACAAGGAGACUUCCUGCGUCUGAUGGAUCCCACUUGUCCCGUCAUCGAGACACCAACCCACUACAUCUUCAGAACUGCUUUGGACAAAUGUCAGACUAAGCGACGCAGCACGCCGAACUUUAUCGUCUACAGCAACAGAAUAGUGGAAAGAAACGUUGCACCUGGGAGUAUCAUCACUCGGGUCGGGGACGACGAGUUCGAUAUACCAUUCUGCUGUUACUACCUGAACAACGGGAUCACUUCUGCCGUAGGUAUAAAACCGGAAGUGAAGCAGCUCUACAUUGAAGAGGAUGGGUUUGGCCGCUUCUCAAUCCGCAUGGAUUUUUUUCACGGCCAAGACUAUCAAACUGCCUACUCGUGGGGAGAUUUUCCAAUAGAAACACCGUACCGAGAGCGGCUGUUCUUUGAAGUGUCCAUCGCUACCUUAGACCAAAGUCUGGAAGUCAUGGCAGCAAACUGCUGCUCCACUCCUACUGCUGACCACAACAAGGAACACAGGUUCAGACACGAGUUAAUUCAUGAAGGGUGUAUCGUGGAUGACACAGUUCAGAUGGAAGCUUCUCCUUCUCCUCAAAAGAAACGUUUCAGUGUGGAAGCCUACAAGUUUGUGGGAGAAUUCCCGUUCGUGUACUUGCACUGCAGUGUGGUUGUGUGCAGAGCGAGUGAUCCUGAUUCCAGGUGCUCCAAGGGGUGCAUCCCGGGGCUACACGUUAAUCCGCCCUACAGUGUCAUGGAGAAACUUAAGGAGGAAGCUGCGAAAGAGCACCGAACCAAGCGAGCCCUUGAUUAUAAAGAGCCUAGGUAUCUAAUCUCCAAAGGACCCUUUUCUUUGAAUGACGAAACUGCUAAUGAUGGGCCUGUGAUCGCUCUAAAAGGACCUCAACAGGACCAAUCAAAGCUGGAAGAGAAAGAUCAAGACGAAACAGUGGAAAAGAGAGAAGGGUGGAGCCCAGGCGUGACAAACGGUCUCAUGGUAGUUAUCGCUGCAGCCAGUGUUCUUGCUCUCGUGGGUGUUAUACACGUCACGCGCGUGAUGAAACGCGGCCGGGGCUACAAGGUGGUCAACCAAUCAUGAGCGAUAAAGUACUCUUCAAUCACUCUUUUUAAGGAAGGAUUUCUUCGGUUUUUGUGUUUUGCUGUUAAGGGAUGUGUUUUUAAAAUGCUCUUGUUUUUGUAAAACAAUACUAAUUGUCCAAAAUAUAUAUUUUUUUAUUUGUGCAAAGUGGGUGGUAUUGGGUAGCAAUACCUGUCUUUAAAUUUGUUCAAACCCACCAUAGAAAAUAGAAUUUCUUGCAGAUCCUCUUCAUAAAGGGCGCGUUCCAUUCAACCACAAUUUCCGUAAAUCGAAUGGAACAGAAAGUUUCCGGAAACUCAUUUCGAAAAUUUUGGUUAACCUCUCGAGAUUGUCCUUUCUUUCGGAAAUUUGGAAAUUCCGGAAAUUUCCUGUUUCAUUUGGCAUACAUUUCUACCCGGUAUAAAUCGGCCCUAGUUCCUCCAGCCGUAAAUAUUGCCUCGACCAAAGCUACAAGAUGACGACGAGUCGAUAUUACACUGAAUGCAAAACGAUCUGCCACAGUUCGAGCAUUUACUGAUUGCCUAUCCUCCACAAAAACGUUAGGAUCUGCUUUUCUGGAAAAUUGUGGACUGGUCGUUCCGAAUUUCCUGUGGGUAUUUGCCCGGUUUGCAUAACCUCCCGCGAGAAAAGUUUGCAAGUUUCUUAUCACACGAAAAUAAUUCUUGAGUCGGUUAGGUAGAUCUCUCGGAAGAGUUUACUUAAAAUAAUCGUGAAUGCGUGUAAAAUUUCUUCGCAUGAAGCAGCUUACUGCACUUACGACUGCCAAUUCAUCAUUAUCCUUCGCCAUUUUGUCGAGGAAAUCAUUGUGGCGGGAAAUGUGCCCAACGGGAACAAAACGAGAUCGAUCUGGCCUGGUGGAAAAUACCAUUCCAUUCGGCAAACGAAAAUUUGGGCAAUUCAAACCGGAAUUUUUGGUCGAAUGGAACGCGCCCAAAGAGUUCCUAAAAAGAUAAAAAUUGGCUGAUUUUUGGAGAAAGGGAGUUAAUAAGCUCCUGACAUGCACUCUGUCUUGUUAUUUGUAUUUUUCUAUAGUUAAAGCUUAUUUAUUCCUGUAGAGCGACAACCUUUUGCAAAGUACAAACUAUUUUCUUGUUUCUGUGAGGAAUGACAGUAACUGAUUUGAAAGAAAGUUAAUAUCAUUAGGCUGGACUAGCCCGCUCUUUAAAAGAACAAAACCAGCUCCCGCCAUUGCGGUCUUUCACAAUUUAAUUCUCUAAUUUCGAAGGCUCAGUGUAUCAAAAUAUGUCCAUACCCCUAUGUUCUUUACAAUUGUAUUCAAGCUCUAGUUUAGGAUUAUAGUCAUUUUUAGAUGGACAUCUACUUUUCCAGUCGGUUAGGAAUGUAAUGAACUUUGUUGCGGUUUCUGGUGAUAUAUACCCGAGUAGACAGCUGUAUUGUGUAAAACUGCAUCAUAUAGUAACACCCUAAAUAAAAUUUUGUUUCUUUUUAAA
This is a messenger RNA of Orbicella faveolata, 2915 nucleotides long. Its product is annotated as oncoprotein-induced transcript 3 protein-like. The record is from RefSeq and is a predicted model, not a curated record. Lineage: Eukaryota; Metazoa; Cnidaria; Anthozoa; Scleractinia; Merulinidae. Gene Ontology annotation, molecular function: calcium ion binding.